AGCAGCCAUGCAACUACCUUUUUUAUGUUUGUUUAUGCCAUAUAUUUGGGUCAUGCUGGUUUCGUUUGGUCAAACAUGGACCAAAAUAAAUGACUCCAUGUAUUCUCUCUCCGAAAAUCACGCCAUAAAGACUCUCCUCUCCGACGACUGACCGUUCCCCGACUCUCUCUCCACAUCAGUUUUGGUCCCAAAUUCAGCCUGAGAGCUGCAGCAGCGAAGAGCCGAAGAAAGCCAGCCUCGCCUUCCCCCUCUCCCCAUACUAAUCAUCAUCAAGGGCCUGCGAUUCCAAGUUGCGUUUCCUGUCUGGGGAUUCAGGGUGGAAGGAGAUGAAAUCGCCAUUGCGCAGGUUCCGGGGCUUCGCCCUUCAUCACCACCACCACCACAGGGAGAGGAAGGACCACCGCCCGCCGUCCGCCAAGCUCGACGAGCUCGUCUACGCCGCCCAGGAAAUGGAAGAUAUGAGGAACUGUUACGAUAGCUUGCUUUCAGCUGCAGCCGCAACGACAAAUAGUGUAUAUGAGUUUGCGGAAGCCAUGGGUGAAAUGGGAACUUGCUUGCUUGAAAAAGCUGCAUUGAAUUAUGAUGAUGAUGAAAGUGCGUACAAAUAUUAUAAAUACAAUCACAAAUCCAUCAGAGUCCCUUCUGAAAGAGCUACAAGUCGUAGAGGAAAUGAAAGACCAAUGUGAUCAAAAAAGAGUGGAAUAUGAAGCCAUGCGAGCAGCCUAUGGGGAGAAAGGAGGGCGAUUGAGGCACCUAAAAAAUGAAUCAUUCUCAUUGGGACAACUGCAAACUUCAUUUCUUGAGUACCAAGAGGAGGCGGCAUUGUUUAUUUUUCGCUUGAAAUCACUAAAGCAAGGUCAAUUUUUAAGUAUUUUGACACAGGCUGCUCGUCAUCAUGCUUCUCAGUUGAGUUUUUUCAGGAAAGGGCUGAAGCAUCUAGAGGCUUUGGAGCCUUGUGUCAAAGCAGUUGCUGAGAAGCAGCACAUUGACUACCACUUCAGUGGACUGGAUAAUAACAGUGAUAUUGAUGAUUACAGCUCUUACCAGGAUAAUCAUAGUGAUGGCAGUGAGUUAAGUUUUAACUAUGAGAUAAAUGACAGGGACAAGGACCUCCCCACUUUCAGAAGUCCAAUGGAUAUGGAUCAAGCUCAUCCAGUGAGUUCCCCAAGACCUCUGAAGGAACAGGAGCAGGAAAAUGCUGAAGAAAUAAAGGCGACUUUAGGAGUUCCUCAUAUGAAGCCUGAGAUUGGUACCCAAUCAGCACCAAUUUUUGCUGAGAAUGUUCCUGAUCCAUCUAUGAGAUUCCGGAAAAUGAACUUGUUAACCAGAACUGUUCACUCCUACAAACUCCCAACGCCAGCUGAUGACAAGAACCCUGCUUCAGUAAUUGCCAACAAAUCGCCUCAUUCAGAUCAACCCGAGAGUAAAUCUCACGUGGCAGUAAAUUUGUGGCAUUCCUCUCCACUGGCUAAAGAUUUUAUGCCGAAUUCCAUGCACAGUGGACCUGUUAAGAUGCCAUCAAGUAACGAAGGGGUAUCACUAGCUUAUUCCUACUCCACGACAGAUUUUAAGAAAGUGAAGAGGGAAGCUUUUUCUGGCCCAAUCCCAAGCAAGGUAGGAUUGAGCACCCCCCUGAUUUCUGCGACUGAUCGCAAACCGUCAGGGAAGCGGCCUUCCUAUGUGUUGCCAACAAGGCCUCCUGGCCCAGGUUGGCAGUCAUCUGUGCCUCCAAAAGCUACGCCCAGGGUGACCUCGCUCCCAACAACGACUCCCAGGAUAAGCGAGCUGCAUGAGCUGCCCCGGCCUCCAGCAAAUGCUGGUUUGGUUGGAUAUUCUGGCCCUCUGGUUUCAAGGCGGCCGAUGCCUACUGCUGUAUCCACCACCCGUGUCUCACCCCCAUCACAUACGGCGUCGCCACUCCCACGACCACCUGCUGCCAUGACUCGUAGCUACUCCAUACCUUCAAACAGUCAACGGACUCCUAUUAUUACCGUGAACAAAUUGUUGGAGGCUAGGCAUAGCAGGGAGAGUAGCGAAGUUUCCUCCCCCCCAGUAACACCUAUAUCACUGGCAGACGUUUCCCGCAGACCAACAACAGAAGCAGCUGUUUGACAAGAAAAGGAUAAAGGAAUCCUUGUGAGCAGUUGCGCAACUGAACAUGUUGAUAAUCUUAGGAAAUUUUGUAUGUGGUUGACUGUAUUCUAUGAUUCCCUCCAUAAUCUCUCGUGUUCCCUGCGAAAGGAAAAAAAUGUAAAUAAGGUUCCAUUAUGUUAUCGCCUUGAUAUGCUUGUCCGAACUACCUCUUGGAUAUAGUGUAAUAGUCUACAAGAGAGAGUUUAGAUAUGGACGCUGUUGAUUCAGUGGUCAUCUGAGCUAAUUUUUUGGACUCUGGUGUGUAGCUCUACCCAUAAUACUGCACUGCCCGAACUGAUAUUUGUAUUAGCGGAUAUCUACAAGUUUAAGUUAGAGGUUUGGGUA
Zea mays is the source of this 2478-nucleotide messenger RNA. RefSeq lists its product as uncharacterized. NCBI's taxonomy places the organism in Eukaryota, Viridiplantae, Streptophyta, Magnoliopsida, Poales, Poaceae. The coding region runs from base 580 to 2112 and encodes 510 amino acids. The transcript has 10 exons. The record is from RefSeq and is a predicted model, not a curated record.